GAGACUGUGGCAUUACACUGAGACUUACCUUGGCACCAGCUGCCCAGAGCCUGGCGAGAAAAGGGCACAGAUUGAAUGUGACUGGAGGAGAUGGGGGAUUGGAUGGUUAGAAGGGAAUGGUGAGGAGAGUGACCCGAUCCCUUACACUGGGCUCCUGAAAUAAUCACAGGGACCUGGAGGAUGGUCGGCCACCUGCUUCUUAUGGUUUUAUGGCUCGGGGUUGCUCCCAGCUUUUCUAUCGAUGUCCCGUUACCAGCCGCGAUUUUGAUCAGAGGAGAACCCGUGAGGGUGACGGCACUUGGGGGGCGGCAGAGGAGAUCCCUGCCGGAGAAUGUCACCGAGGAGACAAAGUGUGCGGGUGAUGAAUACAAACACCCAGACCUAAACCAUUGCUGCAAGAAGUGUUCUGCAGGUUACUAUAGGACACAGCAUUGUCCUGAAAAGAACAAAGUAACAGUGUGUCAGCCUUGCAAAGAGGGCACCUUUACUGAAUUAUCCAACUACAUAACAAGGUGCAAAAGAUGCUCUUCCUGCAUUUCCCAAAAUUGGCAAGUGGUUGUACGGGGUUGCACUCAGGAUAAGGAUACUGUGUGUGGGUGUCGUCGGAGUCAGUUCCAAGUCAAGGUUGCCAAUACUUUCAAAUGCCAGAACUGCAGCCACUGCUUGAAUGGAACUGUUAGCGUCCCAUGUAAUGGUUACAAUGACACCAUCUGCACGUGUCACUAUGGCUUUUACUUUGACUGGGGAAGCAGGAAAUGCCUUUCCUGUGAUAUGUGCAAUGAUCAAAACUGUCAACAGCACUGUCCUCCUAAAUUAGAAGUUAAAACAACAAAUCCUGAAGAAAUCCCUUAUUGGCUGUAUGCACUGCUGGGCCUCCUAUCUCUCAUAUGUUUGGCUGGUGUGACGACUCUCAUUGUUCGCAAACAUUUGAAGAAGUACAUUUGGAACGCUCACAAGGUGCCGUCACCGAGUUCCAUGACAGAUCCAAAGUCUCUGAGUGAAUCUCCAUUAAUUGUGAAAACCGAGGACCCACAGUCGGUGAGCUCUAUCUCAGGAAACAUAGUCCAUACUGGGCAGUAUGUGCAGGGGGCCGAGGAGGUGCUCUGCAAGUCUCUCCCACUGCCCGAUGUCACGCAACCAACUCGCAUCCAGUGUUUUCAGGAUCCAGUGGAACUGUACACUCUGGUCGACAACAUCCCUAUACCCCGCUGGAAGGAGUUCGCCAGGCGCCUGGGCCUCAGUGAUAAUGACAUUGACAGAUCGGAAAGAGAUAACCGGUGCUGCAGGGACGCGCAAUACGACAUGCUUCAGACCUGGAAGGACAGGGUGGGACACUCUGGGUCUACAAGAGACACAGUUUGCAAAGUCUUGAGGGAGAUGGAAUUAGCGGGAUGUAUAGAAAAGAUCCAGGAAUGUCUCUAGCUGCCAGUGUUUGGGCAUCGGAAACUCUACGCCAGCCAUAGGAUAACAAGUGUCAUUGGACUCAUCUGUAGUUCAGAACCAGCACUGCUGAAAGGGGCUACAGGAAUGUACAGGACUUCAUAUCGUAGUUUGUAUAUUGUCAGUUUUGAACCUAUUUUUUGCCAAUUGUAUCUUUUCUACAACCAGGUGUAACUAGGUGCUACCUCACAUUCGGCUUCUUCAAAGGUGCAAACUUUUCCAUAUUAUCUGAUUCCUAUGUCAAGUGUUGUGCCAGGAAUCAUAUAUUUUAUAGUAAGGCUCUUUGCCUAAUUGGAAAAAAAACUAACUUUAGAUUGCAAGCUCUACAGGGCAAGGACGCUGUGCUGGAAAAUUUUGGACAACAUUGUGUAAAUCUUGUAACAUUUAUUAAAAAAAUAUAUAUAUAGA
This is a messenger RNA of Xenopus tropicalis (tropical clawed frog), 1848 nucleotides long. It is a transcript of the gene tnfrsf1a, whose product is annotated as TNF receptor superfamily member 1A. The record is from RefSeq and is marked provisional. Gene Ontology annotation, biological process: tumor necrosis factor-mediated signaling pathway; signal transduction. NCBI's taxonomy places the organism in Eukaryota, Metazoa, Chordata, Amphibia, Anura, Pipidae.